Messenger RNA from Sphenostylis stenocarpa, 1164 nucleotides. The record is from the annotation of a GenBank genome assembly. Lineage: Eukaryota; Viridiplantae; Streptophyta; Magnoliopsida; Fabales; Fabaceae.
AUGAUGGAGGAGGCUCAGGGCAAUUCUAGUUCCUUGCCUCCUUUCCUCGGCAAGACUUAUGACAUGGUGGAUGAUCCUUCCACCAAUUCCAUUGUUUCUUGGAGUGCCACCAAUAAGAGUUUCAUUGUUUGGAACCCACCAGAGUUUUCAAAGGAUCUGUUACCCAGAUUCUUUAAGCACAGUAACUUCUCCAGUUUUAUCAGGCAGCUCAACACUUAUGGGUUUAGAAAGAUUGAUCCUGAACUAUGGGAAUUUGCAAAUGAGGGUUUUGUAAGGGGUCAGCCACAUCUUUUGAAGAAUAUUCAUAGGCGCAAACCUGUUCAUAGUCAUUCUUUGCAGAAUAUUCAGGUUCAAGGGACUUCUCCACUGACUGAAUCAGAGAGGCAGAGUUUCAAGGAUGAGAUACAGAAGCUUAAAAAUGAGAAAGAACAACUUCUUCGGGAGUUAGAGAGGCAUGAACAAGACUGGAAAAUGUAUGAGGUACAAUUACAAUACUCUAAUGAUCGAUUGGAACAGUUGGAAAAGAAGCAAGAAAAUUUGGUUUAUUCUGUUUCUGAAGUGCUGCAAAAACCUGGGAUUGCCUUAAAUCUGUUGCCACUGACAGAGAAAGGGGAUAGAAAACGGAGGUUGCCAAGAAGUGGUCUCUUAAGUGAUGACGCUAGCAUUGAAGAUCAUCAAAUGGAAACUUCCUCUGUAUUACCUGGAGCAAACACAGAGGAUACUUCUACUCUCACACCAAACAUGGAGCGAAUUGAUCUGCUUGAGUCAUCUAUCAUGUUUUGGGAGAAUAUUGCACAUGAUGUGCAAAGUCACGUGAGGAUGGAUUUUGAUGAUUCGACAAGUUGUGCUGAUAGUCCAACUAUAUCUUCUGUGCAGCUAGAACUUGAAGUUCAACCUAAGUUAAUUGGUAUCAACGUAAACUCUGAGUCAGCUAUAGCUACUGUUCCAAAUCUUGAUACAUCCAAAGAACAACCAAUGGAAACAGUUCCUGUGGUCACUGGUGUUAAUGACAUCUUCUGGGAACGAUUCUUGACAGAGAAUCCUGGUUCUGAAAUUCAUGAAGUACAUUCUGAAAAGAAGGAUUCGGAUGGCAAAAGUAAUGCCAAAUUUUGGUGGAAUAUUAGGAAUGUAAAUAAUCCUCCAGAACAGAUGGGACAUUCUUAG